Messenger RNA from Drosophila sechellia, 1890 nucleotides. Its product is annotated as zinc finger protein 629. Gene Ontology annotation, molecular function: DNA-binding transcription factor activity, RNA polymerase II-specific; RNA polymerase II cis-regulatory region sequence-specific DNA binding. The coding region runs from base 236 to 1447 and encodes 403 amino acids. NCBI's taxonomy places the organism in Eukaryota, Metazoa, Arthropoda, Insecta, Diptera, Drosophilidae. The transcript has 2 exons. The record is from RefSeq and is a predicted model, not a curated record. Gene Ontology annotation, biological process: regulation of transcription by RNA polymerase II. Gene Ontology annotation, cellular component: nucleus.
UCCAGCCCUGGAAAAAUACCACAAAAUCUAGCAUCUCUCUAAAAACGAAAACAUAAACGCUUACCAGGGCAUUAUAUUAAAUUAAAAUAAAAUAAAUCUUUCCAAACUUGGGUCCUUGGCAAUUCCGCGUACACGAGUGUGGCCAAAUAAUUACACGACAUUUACGGAUAUCGCGGUAACUUAAAACACACCAAAAAGAAAAAGAUUUGAAUUUUCUAGAAAAAAAAGCUUUAAAAUGCCACCUGGAACACAAAUUGCCAGCGACAGCGACAUGGAGACCGCUCUGGAGGAGUUCAAGCAGCGCCAGGGCCGCCGCAACAGCAUCGGCUCGGCCAAGUACGCGUGCAGCAUGCCCAAUUGCGAGGCCAGCUUCAAGCGGCUGGACCAAUUGGACCGCCAUGAAUAUCAUCACACAGGGAUUAAGAAGCACGCCUGCUCGUACGAGGGCUGCGACAAGACCUACUCGAUUGUGACGCACUUGAAGAGGCAUCUGCGCAGCACCCACGAGCGUCCGGAGUCGGCGGCCAAGAAGACGGUGAAGUGCGCGCUGGAGGAGUGCAGCAAGAUGUUCAUCUCGGUCAGCAACAUGACCCGCCACAUGCGCGAGACCCACGAGAGCCCAAAGGUCUAUCCGUGCAGCCAGUGCAGUGCCAAAUUCUCGCAGAAGCUCAAGCUGAAGCGCCACGAGAUCAGGGAGCACACGCUGGAGUAUCCCUUCAGCUGCUCGAAGUGCUCGCGCGGCUUCUACCAGCAGUGGCAGUGCCAGAGUCACGAGCCCAGUUGCAAGCUGUACCAGUGUCCCGGCUGCCCGCUGCAGUUCGACAAAUGGACGUUGUAUACGAAGCAUUGUCGCGACUCGUUGCACGGUAAGAAUCGCCAUAAGUGCGACCGCUGCGAGAGCGCCUUCGACAAGCCGAGCGAACUGAAGCGUCACCUGGAGGUGAAGCACAAGGAGGCGUCGCAGGCGGAUGAGGGCGCCACCUCCUUCACCUGCAACGAGGAGGGAUGCGGCAAGAGCUACUCGUACCUCAGGAAUCUCCGCCAGCACAUGCUCACCGCCCACUCGGGCAGGCGUUUCGAGUGCCAGGCCUUGGACUGCGGCAGCUGUUUCAGCAGUGCGCAGAAUCUGACGAGACAUCUGCUCAGGGAUCACAAAGAUGGUGAGACGAAGAAGGAAUUGAAAGCCAAGAAGAAGGACAAGGGUAAGAAUGGAGAAGAGGGCAAACCUAAGUCCACCUCCCGCAAGCGACGACGCGAUGCUGGACGCAGCAAACACUCGAGGCUAUCCAAACUGGCAUGCCUGCAACUGGACAAGGAAGAUGAUGAGGCGGUGCGCGAGCGACAGCCUUUGGUCCUCGAAAAGAUCACCCAGUCGCUGAAGGAUGACCCCGUCGAGGAGCUGCUGGCACAGGCCCUGCACGAUGAAGAUGACAUGGAGCAGGAGUAGCGCAAAAGGCCAUUCAAAAGGGAAGCGAGUGAGAAGGUCUGGUCAGAAACUAGUGAAUAAUCAUACAAAUAACGAAUAUUAGCUACAAGAGGCUAACCAUUGAAUGACUACCUUAAUGCUAAAAAACAGGUGAAUUUAAACCACAAAUUCUAAAAGACUAAAUACUUAGGAUUUGCGGUCAGAAACAUCAGAAAUUGCAUUAAAAUACAUGUAACUACGCACUGAAUGUGUGUUAAAUAAAUUAGUAAGCUACUACUAGUUGUAUUCGCCUGGAGCGAAUUAACUUAUUUACUUUAAGCUUCCAGUUGCAUACAUUCCCUGACUUCAACUAGAGUUUCGAAACUCUCGGGCGUCCAGACAGAAAACCAAUAAUAUCCAUUGUAUAAAAUAACAUCUCCAAUAAACUCCUCUAAGUAAAAAUAAAAAACAAAUAGAACCUCUGA